AUGACCUCUGGAGUUUCUAAGGGUGUUUUGUGACUGUCCAUAGGGGUUGAGAUCCUGCAUAUCUUUCUGAUAUUGGCAAGUGCCAUCCUCCUGGGCUUCAGAGUGACUUAUCAUGACUCUGGGUUCAACUGGCUCAAGGUGGAUGCCUCUGUAGCCAUCCUCAUGGUGCUUGCAGGGCUACUAGGCAUGGUGGCCCACGUGAGGUACACAACCAUUUAAAUCAGAGUGAACCUUGGACCAGAAGAUUGGAGGCCGCAGACAUGGGACUAUGGGUGAUCAUACUACCUCACCUGGGGUUCUUAUGCCCUCUGCAUGGCUGUAUCGGUCACUGACACGAGGAAAUACACAUCACCCCAUCUGGAAUCCACAGAGGAGCAGAGGGUACAGAAGUGCAGUCUGUACCCUCAACACAACUUCCCAGAACCUGAGGCUCCGAAGAGUAUUCAGGAAAUAGGAGCUGCUUCCAGCCCCGCUCAACAUGCCCUUGUGAAUGGAUCUGGGCACCUGCCACCAGGUGCCCCAGGCAGAGUGUCUGUGUGCUAGCCAAUGCCUGUUAGUGUCAGCUCUGCACAGGCAGGCAAGC
Molecule: messenger RNA, 583 nt
Organism: Loxodonta africana (African savanna elephant)
Lineage: Eukaryota; Metazoa; Chordata; Mammalia; Proboscidea; Elephantidae
Gene: GSG1L2
Product: GSG1 like 2
Cellular component (GO): plasma membrane
Source: RefSeq, a predicted model, not a curated record